Messenger RNA from Linum tenue, 319 nucleotides. The record is from the annotation of a GenBank genome assembly. NCBI's taxonomy places the organism in Eukaryota, Viridiplantae, Streptophyta, Magnoliopsida, Malpighiales, Linaceae.
AGAAAUUCGGUUGUUUAUGGAGGGAUCCGGAUAUUGCAAUCUCUUCACUAUUGUGUCAUUCCUUAGAAAGUGUCCUUCCAUUGAGAAAAUUUACAUAGAUUGUCGCGGAUGGUUGAAGAUGGAGAAGAUGGCUAUCAACAGUAACCGGCCAGGCGGUUACAAAUGGGUGGUGCAGCAGCAGCGCCUCCUGGACCGAAUCCUGGGCCCGUGCUACCCAAGCCUCAAAGAGGUCAAGCUGGCAGGAUUCAGGUUCGACCCCCAUGAGAUGCAGUUGUUGUACUACUUCGUCGAGACUGGGCUCAACCUGGAGACUGUAGCC